AUGGAAAACUACACUUAUCCUCCUUAUUUUAACCUCACCAUGUUUGGGAACAUAGGCAACUACCGCUACCCAGCAUUUGUCCUGUGUCUCCUGUUGUAUGCUUGUAUUAUCUCAGCUAAUCUUGUCAUCAUAGUGGUGAUAUCACGAGAGAAAACCUUACAUGAGCCCAUGUAUAUUUUUGUUAUGUGUCUUUCUAUUAACUCUCUGUACGGCUCCGCCGGCUUCUUCUUCCGAUUUCUGAGAGACCUUCUGUCUGAUACUCAUUUGAUCCCAAGGUCAGCUUGUUUCCUUCAGAUCUACGUCAUUUACACCUAUGCAUCCUAUGAGCUCACUAUCUUAGGUAUUAUGGCUUAUGAUCGCUAUGUUGCUGUAUGUCAACCUUUACAUUACCACAUCAAAAUAACCUCCAAGAUGGUCUCUAAGUUGAUUGCCUUUGCAUAUGUCUAUCCAGUCUUUUCUCUUGCAGCCUGUGUUUAUCUGUCCUCCAGACUUCCAUUGUGUGGCAAUACGAUACCUAAGGUAUUCUGUGCCACAUGGCCUGUUGUAAAAUUGUCAUGUGUCAGUAUUGUGAUCAAUGACCUUGUUGGCAGGUUUGUGUCCAUAAGCACAGUCUUUCUGCCCCUGGCUUUUGUCCUGUAUACUUAUGUAAGAAUUAUUCUCCUUUGUAGGAAACGCUCUUCAAAGUUCAGGAGCAAAGUGAUACAAAACUGUCUGCCACACAUUAUUACAUUCGUCAACUAUUCCAUUACUGCGUUUUGUGAUGUUGCGCUCAGCAGAAUCGAUCUUGAAAAUCUGAAUCCAUUUCUAGCAGUCAUUUUAUCACUUGAGUUUGUUAUGAUUCCUCCCAUUGUGAAUCCUGUUGUGUAUGGCCUGAAGUUACCAGAAAUUAGAAAAUGUUUGUCAAGGAUGUUAUCAUGUUCGAAACAUGACAGACCUUAG
This is a messenger RNA of Sander lucioperca (pikeperch), 939 nucleotides long. RefSeq names its product olfactory receptor 51I2-like. Gene Ontology annotation, biological process: G protein-coupled receptor signaling pathway. Gene Ontology annotation, molecular function: olfactory receptor activity; G protein-coupled receptor activity. Gene Ontology annotation, cellular component: membrane. The record is from RefSeq and is a predicted model, not a curated record. Lineage: Eukaryota; Metazoa; Chordata; Actinopteri; Perciformes; Percidae. Bases 1 to 939 code for a protein of 312 amino acids. The transcript has a single exon.